Messenger RNA from Lachancea dasiensis, 1344 nucleotides. Lineage: Eukaryota; Fungi; Ascomycota; Saccharomycetes; Saccharomycetales; Saccharomycetaceae. The record is from the annotation of a GenBank genome assembly.
AUGCUCCAAAAUGCGCUUCUGGCGGUAGCAAUAACUUUGCUAUACUUUUCAAGACAUUAUUCGCCCCUUCUGGCAGCAAUUGGAUUUUGUAUCAUUGGUUAUCAAGUUACAGAUGCGUUGAUACCCCGAGUAUCGCCUUCUUUUGUUAAAAUUGGGCUAUUUGGGAAAGACUUGAGCAAACCAGGACGUCCUGUGAUCCCGGAGAGCAUCGGGGCCGUGUCUGCUAUGGUCUACCUUUUCCUUUUGUUCUUCUACAUCCCAUUUUUGUUCUACAAGUAUUUGGUAGUAAUCACCUCUGGAGGAGGGCACCGCGACGUUUCUGUGAUGGAGUCAACUCACGACGAAUAUCUGUUCCCACAUGGAAAAAUGUCGGAAUACCUUAGUGCGGUUUUGUGCCUUCAGAGCAUCGUGAUACUGGGCAUGGCGGAUGAUUUGUUCGAUCUGAGAUGGAGACACAAGUUUUUUCUUCCUGCGAUAGCAGCGAUACCACUCUUGGUGGUAUAUUACGUUGAUUUCGGCGUCACCUACGUUUUGAUUCCCGACAUAAUUCGCAAGUGGGUGGAUACUCCAAGAACCGCAGUGAAUCUUGGAGGUUUUUAUUACUUAUACAUGGCGUCAAUGGCCAUUUUUUGCCCCAAUUCUAUCAACAUUCUUGCUGGAGUGAACGGACUCGAAGUAGGACAGAGCGUCGUCCUGUGCAUCAUAUCGUUGAUUAACGACUCGCUAUAUCUCACCCUGGGAACAGAGGCGUCGAAGGAAGCACACCGCUUCUCAGCUAUUUUGAUCAUUCCAUUCUUAGGAGUUGCCCUAGCGCUUUGGAAAUGGAACAAGUGGCCCUCUAAAGUCUUUGUUGGAGAUACUUUCUGCUAUUUUGCCGGUAUGAUAUUUUCAGUGGUUGGUAUCCUGGGACACUUUUCCAAGACGACUCUUCUCCUGUUCAUCCCACAAACUUUCAAUUUCGCAUAUUCGUCCCCACAACUCUUUGGGUUGGUACCUUGCCCUAGACACAGAAUGCCACGGUUUAACGAGAAUGAUGGUCUGAUGUACCCAUCAAGGGCGGAUUUAAUAGAACAUCCACCUCAGAAAGUUAUGGUUCCUGUGCUGAAAAUAUUACACGCUCUGAAACUGAUAGAUAUUGAAACUGACAUUAAAAAAAACAUGAUUAUAAGCUGCACUAACAUGACACUGAUUAAUCUGGUGCUUGUCUGGUUUGGCCCCAUGCGUGAGGACAAAUUGUGCAACCGAAUUUUAACAAUCCAAUUAGCGGUAGGUUUGCUCGCUAUAUUUGGUAGACACGUCGUUGGCUCUCUGAUAUAUGGCCAUGACAACAUUCAGUUUCUCUAA